This is a messenger RNA of Bombyx mori (domestic silkworm), 7190 nucleotides long. It is a transcript of the gene hts, whose product is annotated as protein hu-li tai shao. The record is from RefSeq and is a predicted model, not a curated record. The coding region runs from base 376 to 2823 and encodes 815 amino acids. The transcript is spliced from 22 exons. Gene Ontology annotation, cellular component: cytoskeleton; plasma membrane; postsynaptic density. Gene Ontology annotation, molecular function: actin filament binding. NCBI's taxonomy places the organism in Eukaryota, Metazoa, Arthropoda, Insecta, Lepidoptera, Bombycidae.
GACUGUGGCGCCGUCACAGUAAAACGGAAAAAAGCCAAAACUCGCGCCUACAUCGAUUGACUUGGUAGCGUGCUGAAUUUCUUUGAACGAACGAAAUUAAUGAAAUAACGCCUGUACAUGCGGUGUCUGUUAAGCUAGUGCUGUAAAAAAUAUAAAGAGAACAAUAAGUGCGUGUUUUUACAAAUAUAAUGUUUCGUGCUUAGUGCCUGUUACGAUCGCCGUUCAAAUUUGUGUGUGAAUUUUGUGUGUAGUGAUCAUCUAAUUUGUCGCUACGCCGGGCCAUCUGCUGGACCGUGCAUGACUCCUGAAGGACUCGUGCUACCGGAUUACUAACCCAGGUCUUGCUUGACAAAUCAAUAGACUCGAGCUGUCGGAAUGGCUGAGACGGACUCAGAGACGAUCCCGAACGGCACCGGGCCCCUGUCCACCGAGGAGGAAGACGAGCGCUUGAAGCAGCGUCCGGCCGACAUCGACGCCGAUGUCCGCGAAAUGGAACGCCGGAAGCGCGUCGAAGCUCUCAUGUCCUCGAAGCUGUUCCGCGAAGAAUUGGAACGGGUCCUCGACCAGCAGAUGCACGAGGGCGGCGACGCUCCGCUCCUGCAGAGGAUCAAGGAGAUGGUCGGCGGGAGACUGCACACCGGAAGCCUCAGGGGUCCUAGCUGCGUUUUGCCGAUCAACGACAUCCGAGGUAUCGAAGGCAUAGGGUAUGAGAAGGGGGAGAAGAUACUCCGCUGCAAGCUGGCCGCCGUGUACCGGCUGGUGGAUUUGUUUGGUUGGACGACAACCGGAGUGACGGGGCAGAUAACGGCCCGUCUGAACACGGCCGAGGAGCAGGUGCUGACGUCGCCGCGCGGUCUGCUGCCCCACGAGGUGACCGCCUCGUCUCUGGUUAAGGUGGACAUGCAGGGCGUCGUCCAGGACCAGGGCACCACCAACUUUCCGGUCAACGUCGAAGGUUUCUCGGUGCACGCGUCCGUGCACGCGGCCCGUCCGGACCUGCGCUGCGUGGUGCACGUGCGCGCGCCCUCCGCUCUCGCCGUGUCCGCCACGCGGCGCGGCGUCCUGCCCCUAUGCCAGGAGGCGGCCCUUCUCGGCGAGGUCGCGUACCACACUCUACCCUACGGCGUGCUGGACAACGCCGAGCGCGACAAGCUGGUCCGCGCGCUGGGCCCGCACGCCAAGGUCGUGGUGCUGAGCGGGGCCGGAGCGCUGUGCUGCGGUGCCACGCUGGAGGAGGCCUUCCUGCACGCGCGUCUGCUCACCGCCGCCACCGACGCGCAACUGAAGUUAGCAGCCACGCCGCUCGAUGACCUCAUCCUGCUUGACGAUGAAACGCAGAGACAGAUGUACGAGGCGUCCCGCAAGCCGCCCGCCGACGCGAGCAAGUGGCGCGUGGGCGGCGAAGAGUUCGAGGCUCUGAUGCGGAUGCUGGACAACGCCGGCUUCCGCACCGGCUACAUCUACAGGCAUCCCCUCAUCAAGAACGACGUGCCGAGACCCAAGAAUGACGUGGAAGUUCCACCAGCCGUGUCGUCCCUCGGCUAUCUGCUUGAAGAGGAGGAGCUGUACAAACAAGGGUUGUGGAAGAAAGGUCAGGGGAAGACCGGUGAGCGAACCCGCUGGCUGAACUCUCCGAACGUCUACCAGAAGGUCGAGGUUCUGGAGACUGGCACCAGCGACCCCAAGAAGAUCACUAAGUGGGUGGACGUUAACAACGAAGAGUGGAUCCAAGAUGGCUCGGCUCAAUCGAGUACGCCCGUUAAAAUCGAUACAUUGCAAUUCGUACCGAAAAAUACGAACCCAAAGGAAUUUAAGAAGCUUCAACAACAGAUCAAAGAGAAUCGCCGCGCGGACAAGAUAAGCGCCGGUCCUCAGUCCCACAUCCUCGAGGGGGUGACCUGGGACGAAGCCAGCAAGAUGGUCGGCGAGGACGCCGUGAACACCCACACGGGGGACCAUGUGGUGCUGAUGGGAGCGGCCUCGAAGGGCAUCAUCCAGCGCGGCUACCAGCACAACGCGGCCGUGUACAGCGCGCCCUACGCCCGGAACCCCUUCGACCAUAUCACCGACAACGAGAUCGACGAGUACCGGCGCGACGUCGAGCGCAAGCGGCGCGGGAACGAAUACGACACUGACCUGUCCGAAUCGGAGGCGAUAAGCGCGGCGCAGAUGACGUCACCGGCCAGCGCCCCGUCCGAGACAGAAGAGGAGUCGCGCGACGAACACCGAGUUUUGAGAAUAGAGACCAAGCAAGCGCCGGUCCGAAGCCAACCAGAAGUGGUCCUGAGCGAUGUUGAUACAACUGAUUUCUUGAACGCCGAGAGAGCCCAUGUCGACAGUACUAGAGUCCCGACACGGGAGUCGAACGUACCGUACGACAGUGGGUCGCGUGUUCCAGUAGGACCGCCGCAGCGUCAGGUCGUGGUGAGGUCGUACGCGCAUCCGGCUGAAGACCGGACCCGCGAUCCGAAUCUCCUGUCCGACGACGAAGUAUUUCUGGACUCGAGCGCGUCGACUGUGACGUCGUCGAUGACGUCACCGGUCCCCCGACAGGUCGUGGUCCGGGGGACGCAGCACGCUGUCGUGCAGCGGGUGGCCGGCAGGGGUGACCACACUGUUAACGGUGACCAUUCGGACGCCCAUCAGAGUACAUUCUCUCACAGCAGUAAAGAGGUCUCCCAGGGCUCUCCGUCGAAGGAGGCUUCCACCGAGGAUUCGCCCAAGAAGGACAAGAAGAAGAAGAAGGGACUCAGGACGCCGUCGUUCUUGAAGAAGAAGAAAGAAAAAAAGAAGGAGAAGUCCAGCACGCCGCAGCCUGCCUAGAGAUAAAUCCCACAAAGCUGUACUGCCAUUUCGCUUCAGAAAUUACUUGUAAUUUUAUUAUGAAUAUACUAAUUAUAAAAUUUAAAAAUAUAUUUAAAAAAAAAGAAGGAAAAAACCGAAAUACAGAAAUUACACGUGUAAUCUACAAUAUAACAGCUUUAUUAUAUUAUAUUUUUAUUAUUGAUUUUCAUGUCUUAUUAAGUGCGGUGGGAUGUACAUAAUUUUAAACAGAAAAUAAAUUGAACUAUAUAUAUUUAUUUGUUAAGUCUGACAUGUUGAUCGAAGAAAAGGUAUUUAGAAAUAUGCAAUACUAGAAUGGACCUCUUGAUUAAAAUGGAAUUAGCGUUGCUAUCGUUUGAAUUCAAAAUAAAAUAAUUAAAAAUGUCGGACUUUUUGGUAUAUAACGACACAUCAGAACUGUAACGCGGAUAAUAAAUGAGGUUGAGGUUAUCAAUGCAAUUUUUUGGUCACUUUAGAAAACUGCAUUUUACUGUUCCAAAAUCACAACCCAAAAUGUUUUGAUUAAAUAUUUUUAUGCAAACUGAAUUCCAAUAAGAUAUUGCAGACAUUGAUAUAAUAAGAUUUUGACUUGUAAUCAGUUUGGUUCUGAUGUAUCGAUAUAAACAUUUAUAUUUGUUUUUCAAUUAAAAUUACUGUAAAUGUUAAGUUUGACUAAUUGCGAAAUGUCAGAUUUUAAAAGUGAAAUAAUGCUCUGUUUUUAAUAUAUUUAAAUCGCCAGGUGUACAGUUCGCGUCUUGAAUUCGUGCGUCGAAGUAGUGGUCCUUCGUCUCUCUCAUGUGGCGAUCAUCCCACACUAAAACCUAUAGUCGCAUAAGCAUUGUUUUCUUCCAAUAUUAGACAGUAUAUCUAUGGUUAAAUUUAGCUUAAGUUUCUUUAAUCCCAUGAACUUGGACCUCGUUCUCUCAAUCCCUUCUAAAAUAAAACGAAUAAAAUACAGUUAAAGCUUUGCGAUUUCAUUAUUCUAAUAAAUAUUUCACGUUUUGAGGUCACAAUAACAGUUUUAGUUUCUUUAUUGAGUUUAAAAACUCCAAAAAGAAGUUUACAUUGACGACAUCAUUAUCGCAAGUGAAGAUGUUAUAAAGCAAACGAGGAAUUACUAGCAAUAGGUUAUCGAUUCGCGUAAUUUAUCGACGCAAGCUGUAUACCAAUCGAGCGAGGGGUGCUACCCCCAAGACCCACCUAUUCGGCUAAAUUAAGGGCAUUUCUGCUAUGUACUCACGCGCUGUGCUUUUUGACUAUCGGCGUCUCUGUCUACGCCGAUCUUUUAGCUUAAUCUGCUGUUCUACUGUAGAUGGCGCGAGUAUCGAGUGACCACGCCUGGCGGUCACUCAAUGAGCAUUACUCUGAGCGUUGUUGUUGCACACGUGUCGCACACUAAUGGGGCAGAUAAUAGGAAUCGGUAUUUUAACAAAUCUCUGACGAUGACCACUAUUGGUCGCUGGAGGCUCUAAUGGAUUCUGUCGAAAAGGAUCCUAAGAGACUGUUGUUGAUUUUGAUAAAAUCAUAUUUAUUUCUUAUUAUAUGUAUUGAUGAUGUUAUUGUUUAUGGUGCAUUGAUGAUCCAAUGGGUGUGACUAAUCAACAUUGUGGUCAGUCUUCGAGGUCAAUAAAACAAUAUUUUAUACGGUAAAUAGAUUCAUCGACUUGACGCUUCCGAUUUCUCGUAAUAAGGUAUAGCGGACACCUAGCGUUUUGACUGCGGCUGCGUUAUAAAUUUCUAGUGGGUUAUAUAGCUUCAGAUGACGGAAAACUAUAUAAUUAUUACAGUCUGCCCCGGUUGUGUGACGCGCGUUUCGUUUGGUGUGAAGUUUUUUGUUAAUAUUCAAAAAGCAGUAGUGUGUACUUUGAGCUAUUUUGGGUAAAUCGAAUUAAAAAAAAAACAAUCGCAGUGUUGUCAGUAAAUAAGUGUAGUUUGCACUCUGGUAAUGCUCAGAAGGGAAAUAGUUCACUCCUUGCUCAAAAAUGAGCUGUUCUUUUCUAUUAUAUUCAACAAAUAGUAGAUGCUAUGACAUAGUUAAGAGAUUUCAAUUUAAUUUAUUGACAAAAAAAAGAGUAUAUAUAUUUUUUUCUUCUUCAAAAUCUUAUGUUUUUUUUUUCUAAAUUUGACUUGCCAAACGAUUUCUUAUGUGGAAUGAAAUAUUGUGAAUUUUUUUUUUUAGUUUUAUUUACAUGUAUCUUUUUAGUCUUAACGCGUUCUCGUUUCGUUUUUAAUGCUGGCAACGUUUGUGGCAGCUAUUUGUUGUGUGUGUUUUUUUACAGAAUUUACUUUUAUGCCCCACACAGAUUCAAUUGUUGAUUUGUGGCUGUUUGAAUCGAAACCAGUUCACAAACGAUCACUGUAUUAAUUAAAUAAAAAUAAACAAUUUCAUACUUUUUGAAUGUCAAAAUAUGAUAACUUUGACAUCAGGAAAGAUUCCCGCCGAUACUAUUAAAUUAUCACGGUGCUAUAAAUCUUGAUUGAAACAAAAAGUAAUUCGAUACUGGUAAAAAAAACGACAGUCACAGAUUGCUUUAUUUGUCUAUGACACUUUUGUUUAUAUCGGUUUCGUGAAUAGUAAUCUGCAGUCCGCUCUAGUGAUGAGUGUCGGGCUUUUCUCGAACAUCGAAUGCUGUCAGCGUUGAAUUCGGAAUGACGUCUCGCGAUUCUGGUGCGUCUUAAAAUCGUUUUUAUAUUAUAUACAUAACGGGCAUGUGAUGCUGACGUGUUUCGAGAACCGAAGAGGGGAGGGGGUUCGGCGCCAUUCGUGCUUUUAAAAUAAUUAUAUUUAUAUAUAUAAAAAAAAAAUUAAACUUUCAUAAGUAUUACUUUUCGUUGAUGUAGAAAUAUGAAGUUUGGAAAUCAUGUCUAUAUUGGCUUCUUAGUUUUGUCUUUUGUUUUUUUUUUUUAUUUUUUAUUUACGGAAUGUAGAUUGUAGGAUUUGGCUAGUUCUUUUAACUUCCAGCUAACCGUGAAAUGUUUUCGUGUUUCUCACGUAAAGGACAUGAUAAGUUUUUUUAUUGUUUUUAAAAUAUACAAAUCUAUUAAUAUAUCUAUCCGUAAGUUAAGUAUUGUAGCCAUAUGUAACGCAUACACAUACAUAGCUGUACUGUAUUUUUUUUGUUUUUUUUUUUUUCAAUUUCUUGCUUUUUUUAAGCAACACAUUCAUUCAAUGGACGACUUUUGGUAAUUUUUAAAUUUCAACUGCUACAAAAUAUUAUUUUUCUUUUUAAGUAUUUUCAAGUUCACGGGUGUUGCCAUUGCGAAUAAAGCACCACGUACAAAUAUUACAGUACAUUGUUGACUUUUGGUCCUUUUAAAUAGUUUUAUUUUUUAUUAAUUUUUACACAAACUACUUUAAAUGUUCGUUUCGGAAAUUUUAAAUAGAUAACACGAUGGUUUGCGUUAUGGAGGGUAGAUGUAAGAAGCGCCAUCUUGUAUAGGGGACAAGUUGAAAAAGUGUCCGUCUGUAAACAGCGAGCUAGUGUUGGAAGACUCACCGAAAUAGCGCUAGUGUAAGAAGAUAGUCCUUACUUUUACCCUCCAUAGUUUACGUUUUGACUGCCGUCAAAACAGACAUCAGUGUUGCCAGACCAGGCAUUCAAUUUGACAUUACCUAGAGUCGGUCUAGAGUUUGUAAAAUGACAAGUUGAUGACGGAAAACAUUUAAAAUUGUUAACGAUACGAUAGUCGUAGAGUGGUUUUAUUUAUUUCGAAAAUAAUAAAGAAUGAUAUGAGAUUUAUAAGGCAAAGACGCUUCAGCGAAUCAAUCUUAAGGUAGGGCUAUUAUAAUCGGUAUUUCUGUCCAAAAAAAAAGCGUAACAUCCCCACCGUUUGAAGAUAUGUCCCCGUCGUAAUGGCUGAAGCGCGUUUGUCCUCAUAUUAGAUCUAAGUGCAAGAGUUUGUAAUGAAAAUUAACAAACAAUAACUUUCCCUAACAGUAAUGUUUACAGUAUGCAAAUAUACAGUGCACAUUCGUAAAGUGCAAUGGUUAUUAGUGGAAAAUCAUAUAAGAGUGCGCAAAACACAUUAGUGAUCGGAGAGAACAAAUACUAAUUGAUGACAGACGUCAAAAUUGACAGCUGUCAGCUAUAACUCUACAUACAAAACGUUAAUAUGGCAAAUGCAUAUUUUCAGAAAGUCUCAUCAUACUGUAUUCAGAAAGUUAAUGUUCAUUAUGAAUUCCAAGUUUAGUAUUGAAUUAUUAUUUUUUGGUCACAAAGUAAAAUGGCCGCUCUCGCCUAUAUUGAAAUAUAUAGUUUUAAGUUUUCAAAUGGAAAAAAGAAGUUAUGUUUUAAUUACGUAAGAAUAUCUAUUGUGUAUUUUUUUAUUUCCUAAAAUUAUAUGCUAUUUCGAAGAUUUAUUAGAAA